Molecule: messenger RNA, 1305 nt
Organism: Cannabis sativa
Lineage: Eukaryota; Viridiplantae; Streptophyta; Magnoliopsida; Rosales; Cannabaceae
Exons: 4
Coding region: 181-1143 (320 amino acids)
Source: RefSeq, a predicted model, not a curated record
GGCUGCCACGUGUUUCGUUUGGAAGUGCGUAAGGAAUGUAGCAGUGGUACCCAUAGUUUCCAACUCCAACCAACCCUAUAUAAAAGCCAAACUACAAACAAAGCUCAAUCACCGACUAGAAGAAACAGAGUAAUCAAUAAAAGUUUAUUUAGUUAUAAUAACAAAGGAUAAUAUAUUAUCAUGUGUAUAGCAGUGUUUGUAUGGCAAGCUCAUCCUCUCUACCCUCUUAUCAUUUUCCAAAACAGAGAUGAGUAUCACAACAGGGAAACGAAGCCGUUGGGUUGGUGGGAAGAUUGUGAAAAUGGAGGGAUUUUAGGAGGAAGAGAUGAGGUUGCUGGAGGGACAUGGAUGGCUUGUUCUAAACAAGGAAGAGUGGCUUUACUUACCAAUGUUUUAGAGCUUCAUUCACUCCCUGAGGCUAGGACUCGUGGAGACCUUCCUCUGCUGUUCUUACAGAGCAAUAAAAGUCCCAAGGAAUUUGCAGAGGAACUGGUAAAAGAGGCUCACCAGUAUAAUGGGUUCAACUUGAUUCUGGCUGAUAUAUCAUCAUCUUCUUCUAAUUCCAUGGUGUACAUAUCGAACCGCCCCAAGGGAGAGCCAAUUCUGGUGCAGGAGGUUCCCCCUGGCAUUCAUGUCAUUUCCAAUGCUAAGCUUAACUCUCCUUGGCACAAGGCUCAGCGGUUGGAAUUGAGGUUCAAGGAAGAGCUUACUAAAUACCAUGAAAGUGAGAUACCAGUGAAAGAGAUGGUUGAGAAACUAAUGAGAGACAAAGUUAAAGCUGAUAAAAGUGAGUUGCCUGGUAUAUGUGCUCUUGACUGGGAGUUCAAUCUAAGCUCUAUAUUUGUUGAAGUUGACACCCCACUGGUGAGCAUUGACUCAUUCAUUCAUUACAAGUUUAAAAAAGUUGUAUUUAUAUAUGCAUUAAAGUUGGUGUCCAUGACCUGGGAUUUUUGUCUUUAUCUGCAGGGUCGUUAUGGAACUAGGAGCACUGCUGCUUUAACUGCAAAAACAAAUGGUGAAGUUACCUUUUACGAGACUUAUCUGGACAAAGACAUGUGGAAGGAACAAACUGUCAGUUACCAGAUUCAGAAGCUUCAAGAAAAUGGAACCAAUCCAGAUUCAGAAGCUCUGCCUCAUAUAUAAUUUUUCUCUGUGGACUGUGUGAAUAUGUAUAUCUAUAAUUCUACUACCGUAUGACUCAAGUCAUGCGUAUUUAUGUUUUAAAAGAAAGCCUUGUAAGGCACAUUUAUCUAUAUUAAUAUGAAGAAGAAGAAAAAAAUACAGCCCAGAGUUUCAGAUUCAGAA